This is a messenger RNA of Lethenteron reissneri (Far Eastern brook lamprey), 916 nucleotides long. Its product is annotated as trypsin-like. The record is from RefSeq and is a predicted model, not a curated record. Gene Ontology annotation, biological process: proteolysis. Lineage: Eukaryota; Metazoa; Chordata; Hyperoartia; Petromyzontiformes; Petromyzontidae. Gene Ontology annotation, molecular function: serine-type endopeptidase activity.
GGCCAUGAGAUAAGAGGGGUCUCAACGAGCAUAAAAGGGGACCCUUGGCAGUGGAUCAGCAUCGUCGUUCAGGAUCUUCACUGCACAAUGUACGGACUCAUCUUCGCUCUGCUCGUGGGCACCGCUGCGGCGGCCCCGUACAUGUAUGAGGACCACAUCGUGGGUGGCUACGAGUGCGCUGCCCACUCGCAGCCGUGGCAGGUGUCCCUCAACAUCGGAUACCACUUCUGCGGAGGCUCCCUGAUCUCCAGCGAGUGGGUCGUGUCUGCCGCUCACUGCUACCAGACCGCGUCCCGCAUCUCCGUGCGCAUCGGCGAGCACAACAUCUUCGUGACCGAGGGCACCGAGCAGAGGAUCCAGGCCUCCAAGGCGAUCCGCCACCCCCAGUACAACUCGGCGAAAACUGACAACGACAUCAUGCUCAUCAAGCUGGCCUCGCCCGCUACCCUCAACCAGUACGCGCAGGCCGUCGCGCUGCCCUCCUCCUGCGUCGGCACCGGAGUCAUGUGCACCGUCUCCGGCUGGGGCGAGACCCAGACCAGCGUCGGCAGCCCCGAUGUCCUCAUGUGCGUCCAGGUGCCCGUGAUGAGUGAUACCUCCUGCAGGAACGCCUACCCUGGGUCCAUCACCGACAACAUGAUCUGCCUGGGAUACCAGGAGGGUGGCAAGGACUCCUGCCAGGGAGACUCCGGUGGCCCCGUCGUAUGCAAUGGCCAGCUGCAGGGCAUCGUUUCCUGGGGCCGCGGCUGCGCCCUGGCCAACUACCCCGGCGUGUACACCAAGGUGUGCAACUACAACUCCUGGAUCGCCAGCACCAUGGCUGCCAACUGAGCGACUCACUCGGAAGCCACCUUGCCGAGCAACAAGCACCGUGAUGAUUGUAAUGCCAUGAAACGAAUAAAACCAUAGAAAUGUU